Molecule: messenger RNA, 717 nt
Organism: Aphanomyces astaci
Lineage: Eukaryota; Oomycota; Saprolegniomycetes; Saprolegniales; Verrucalvaceae
Exons: 3
Coding region: 15-314 (99 amino acids)
Biological process (GO): nucleoside triphosphate catabolic process
Molecular function (GO): nucleoside triphosphate diphosphatase activity
Source: RefSeq, a predicted model, not a curated record
CGUUGAUAUUUUUAAUGACCAUGCGUCGUCCGGUUAAUCCCUGCCGGAUAGUAGCAUCAAUCCAUCAUUACUGUACGAUGGCGACCCCAUCCCCCCCGCCGCCGCUGCCGAUGUCGUCGCCAAAGUCUCGGUUUGAAGACUCGCUGACGUUGGAAGGUCUGCGGGAAAAGAUCGAGCACUUUGCCGACGAUCGAGACUGGCACAAGUUCCACACACCACGCAACUUGUUGUUGGCAAUGACAGGGGAAGUGGGCGAAGUAUGUGAGUGCUUUCAGUGGCGCGGCGACGACGGACAAGACGUCGAUGGUGCGUAGACCUGCUGCUGGGAGUUGGAAAUCCGUACAAGGGGAGUACAUGUGUAUGACGUAGGGUGGAGCGCCGAAGACAAGGAGCAUCUGGGCGAAGAAUUGAGCGAUGUCCUCAUCUACCUCGUUCGGUUGGCAGAUCGGUGCAACAUCGACUUGGCCACGGCGGCUCUGCGCAAGAUGGACAAGAACGCCAUCAAGUACCCCGCUAACCUCGUACGCGUUUCGUUUACCAUCAAAGGGGUUAACCUACUCCAAAUAUCACCAUAUAGGCUAAAGGCAGCUCGCAAAAGUAUACUGCUUACGAAUAGGACCAGGAUCCGAACAAGAGUUCAUACCCCAUGAAGUUCUCUGUAGUAAAUGAUCAAUUGAUACUAGUACUACUAUUAAUUAUAUACUAUUAACAGAACAG